AUUAUUUGUUUGUCUUCUAUCCAGUUACAGUUGGCCCUUCAUUCACGUACAUUGGACCGGGCAGCAUUGUUAUUAAGGGCAUCAGUAUCAGUUAAACAUCCGAUUCAGGGGAGUCUGGCUUUUUCCAAUGAGAGACAAUACAGGACCAUGCCUACCCAUGGGAUUGGCAAAUAUAAGCACCUGUUACCUAAAAAAGCGCCAAAGAAAAAGAAAGAGAGACAGCAGAUGAAGCAGAUCAAAACGGCAACAGAUGCAGAGUACGGGACUCUGAACGUGAAAGUGUCUGGGUAUGACAUGAUCCUAGUGGAACACUAUUCUCAGUACAUCCACAACCUCUGCAAUCGGCUAGGUGUCAAAGUGGCUGAGAGCUAUGCAUUGCCCACUAAGAGCACAGAAGUCAUGGUCAUGCCGGAGCAAGGGACCAAGAUGUAUGUAGACGCCAUCCUCAAGACCCAUGAGCAAAUUGUUCAGCACACAGAGGCAGAUUACCAAGCCCGUUUCAAGGCACGUCCAGAGCUAGAGGGACUGAUGGCACAGAUUACCUAGUGAGAGCAAAGACUGUUCACCCCACCCUUUUACCUCAACUGUCAUCAUACUUUUUCUACCGUUUCGUAUUUUUUUCCAUCACAUUUUUUAAAUUUUAUAUAAAUACAUUUUGGAUGAAUGUAGGACAUAUACAUUGCUGUUGUAGCUUCAAAUAAAAUAUUUAAU
Messenger RNA from Salvelinus sp. IW2-2015, 711 nucleotides. Lineage: Eukaryota; Metazoa; Chordata; Actinopteri; Salmoniformes; Salmonidae. The record is from RefSeq and is a predicted model, not a curated record.